Molecule: messenger RNA, 3026 nt
Organism: Actinia tenebrosa (Australian red waratah sea anemone)
Lineage: Eukaryota; Metazoa; Cnidaria; Anthozoa; Actiniaria; Actiniidae
Biological process (GO): regulation of gene expression
Cellular component (GO): nucleus
Source: RefSeq, a predicted model, not a curated record
AUGGAUUUGGGAGUUUUUUACAAAUGUGCUUCACCAUCAGGUAACAGUACUGAAAUCCAAAGUUCACUACAACAUAAGACUCAAGGUGACCUUAUUCAAGACAAUGGUACUAUAACCGCAGCCAUUCCUGAAGAAGAAGAAAAGGAAAAUGAGAUCAAACAGCAUGACAAAGACAGCUUCCCUUGUAAGUUGUGUGAUAUAGUUCUAGAAAAGGCUAAUGAAUACUACAAACAUCUCAAAACACACUGUUCUAAGUCAUCUAAUAAAUGCCCAGUGUGCAAAAAUGUUUUCAAGAGGAAGAGCUAUUUGUUUAUGCAUCUAAAGAAUCAUUCGCAGCCUAAGAUUCAUGAUGGUAAAUCUGACAAAAAUCUGACUGAAUCUCAAGAUAAAGUAAAUGAAAAGAAGAAAUCCCUUAGGCAUUCUACAUUACAGAAAACACACGAACACAUUCAAUCAAAUUUACGACCGUUUAAAUGUAAGCAUUGUGAAAAGACCUUCAAACUUAAAAGAUACUUGAAGGAUCACAUGAAAAGAAUACAUUUGAAUGACAGGCCGUUUAAGUGUUCAUACUGCAACAAGGCAUUCAAACAGCUAGCAACUCUUAAAGUGCAUGAACGCAUCCAUUCCAAUGUUAAACCAUACAAGUGUAAAUUCUGCAAUAAGGGGUUUGUGCAAUUUGGUAAUCUCCAGGGGCACGAGCGUGUUCAUUUGGGUUUAAAACCAUACAAAUGCAAGUACUGCAAUAAAGCAUUCACAUUUCAACAUUCAGGGGUCAAACAUGAGCGAAUUCAUACAGGCACUAAGCCAUACAAAUGCACAACUUGUGACAAGGCUUUCUCAGAAAAAGGUGCCUUAAAUAAGCAUAAAACUACCCAUUCGGAUGCGAAGCCUUUUAAGUGUACAAAGUGUGACCAUGCAUUUAAAUGUCACAGUUACCUUGUAAGUCAUCAAAGAAUUCAUUCAGCUGAGAAGCCAUACAAGUGCACAUACUGUGACAAAACCUUUCGAGUAAAAAAUAACAUGAAAAUACAUGAACGCAUUCAUUCAGAUCAAAUGCCUUACAAAUGCUCGAAGUGUGACAAAGCAUUUAAGCAUAAAAGCAUUUUAAAGCUACAUGAGCGUCGCAUCCAUUCUGAUGUUAGACCAUACAAAUGUACAGUGUGCAGUAAAGGGUUCGCAGUAGCUGGAGCCCUUAAAGCACAUCAACUGAUCCAUAUGGGUGUUCGGCCUUAUAAGUGCUCCAAGUGUGACCGAGCAUAUACUUUGCCAGGCAACCUAAACAGACAUGAGCUAUCAGCACAUUCUGGAAGUAGGCCACAUAAGUGUACACAAUGCAAUAAAGCAUUUGCUGAAAAGUCCUCACUUAAAGCUCAUGAGCGCACUCAUAGUGGUUUAAAGCCUUUUAAGUGUGAAACGUGCGACAAGUCAUUUACAGAAAAGUAUACUUUGAAAAAUCAUCAACUAAUUCACCAAGAAAUUACACCUUUCAAAUGUACUUAUUGCGAUAGAACAUUUAAAAGAAAACAGUACCAGCAAAGACAUGAAACCAUCCAUAAAGGUGUUAAGCGAUACAAAUGUAAUCAUUGUGGUAAAAUGUUCCGAGUCUCAGGCGAAUUACGUAAACAUGAGCGAAUUCAUAUGGGCAUUAAACCUUUUAAAUGUAAGCACUGUGACAAAGCGUUCACACAAAGUUACAAUUGUAAAGUGCAUGAACAAGUAGUCCAUGAAGGUGUUCGACCAUUUAAAUGUUCCUACUGUAGCAAGGCAUUUGGCCGACGAGCAUCGCUUCAAUUUCAUGAACUCUCACAUAAAGGCAAAAAACACAAAUGCACUACAUGUAAAAGGUCAUACUGUAGACUUCUUGGCCUUAAACGGCAUAAAUGCAGAGUUUUUAAAGAUUGCAAAUGUCCACAGUGUGGAAAAGUAUUCCUGAAAAAGAUUCAUGUUGAAAAACACAUACGAAUAGUUCACGAUGAAAUAAAAGAGUACCAGUGUACUCACUGUAGUAAAGUCUUUGCGAGACUAAUUACACUUCGUAGACAUGAACGCAUUCAUGUUUCUCUAUAGGCAUUAUAUAUAAACAUAUUUGGCCCUCAAAAAUGUACAGUAUACAAGAGUACUUCAAUGUUAUUAUUGCCAAAGUUAACAGAAAAGUGACAUAAUUGCAUAAGGCUUUUCGCAACUACACAAAAAGAUGGCAAAACAAACAUGGCUGCGGAUAGCAGUGCUAAACAAAAAGCUCCAUGUCCAUAUGUACCCCAUUUCAUAACAGUACUAAGUAGACAUUAAAACAUUUUUCUUUUGUUCAAUUACUUUGACUGUUACAAGGAUUUUAUAAAAAUUUCAAUUAAGUUGGAGUGGUUUUCAUAGAUUGCAAACAAUAAAUCCGUGAAACACUAAUUACUAAAUAGUACGAAAUAGUGCUAAUUAAACAAUAGAAAACAAUGGAAUUUGCAUGAAAUUGUGCUAUUUAGUAUUACUAAAGUUUCACGGUUAUAUUGUUUGUGCUCUAAGCCCAUGAAACAAGAGUACUAACUAGAGUGUUAAUGGUCAGAUAAACACAAUAGAAAACAAAAUAAUUAGAGUGUAAUAGUACUAAAUAAACUAAAGUGUAUUUUAUGCGUUUAAGAAACCACUGUAGUAGGUGGAUGAUUUACUGAAUUAGGAGGCCAUCUGUAUGGCCCUGUAGGUAUUAAUAUUUGUGAUGACAUAAUUUGAUUUUUUUUUUAAGUAGCAAAUCCAGGAUUGGUUCAAUGGCUUCCAUGAAUUGGAACCAUUUUGAAGCCCCUUUUUUCAAAAUUCUGGAUUCGCAACUGUUUAUGCAUGCAUAUGCCCCAGGGGGUAGUCCCCUAUAUUCGAUCUACGCAUACAUGCCGCCAAACAGGGUAUGGAUCAGGGUUUGAGUUUCAGCAAUUAUACUCUGGAACAGGGCAUAUGAAAUCAUGCUCUCUCCUCUCUGGAACAGGGUAUCCAUUUUCGCAAUACCUGAACAGGGUAUGGUUUUCACCGAUCUUGCUCUGGAACAG